Molecule: messenger RNA, 318 nt
Organism: Acaulospora morrowiae
Lineage: Eukaryota; Fungi; Glomeromycota; Glomeromycetes; Diversisporales; Acaulosporaceae
Source: the annotation of a GenBank genome assembly
AUGCGGAAAGAAUUCUACACCACUUUGUCACAAGACUUCUCUCAACUUCUCGAGGAUGCCGAUGACUAUAACGUUAUUAUUAAAGUUGGGGAAAAUGCCAAUACUCGAAAUUUUUUUGCUCAUUCUGCGAUAUUAAGGGCACGUUCGCCUUACUUCAAAAGAGCGCUUUCUGAUCAAUGGACCGUCAAGAAAGAUGGAAUAAUUUCAUUUACUAAAUCGAACAUUUCCCCGACCGUUUUUUCUUUAAUUCUUAAGUAUAUCUAUUCCGGAAUUCUCGACCUGACGGAAGUCCCUGGAACUGAUUGUCUUGACCUUCUG